Rhododendron vialii is the source of this 1266-nucleotide messenger RNA. RefSeq lists its product as uncharacterized. The transcript has 5 exons. Bases 88 to 858 code for a protein of 256 amino acids. NCBI's taxonomy places the organism in Eukaryota, Viridiplantae, Streptophyta, Magnoliopsida, Ericales, Ericaceae. The record is from RefSeq and is a predicted model, not a curated record.
UCUCUCUCUCCGCCACCCCACAUUUCCACAUCCCCACAUCCUCUCUCUCUCUCUCUCUCUCUCUCUCUCUCCCCUUUGCUGUGCUAGAUGACCACAACGGACGAGUGGGUAACGGCCGCCUUAACCGACGACGCCGUAGUGGUCGAGCUCUUGUUCCGCCUCAAGCAGUCGUCGUCACCAUCAUCAUCAUCAUCGCCGCCGCCGCCGCUGAGGUGGGGCCACCGCCAGCCGCGCUCCAAACCACCCCCAGCCGCCGCCAACGCCUCAAAGAAGGAGCCUAGCAGAUGCAGCCCCACCACACCCCUCUCCUGGAGCUACGGCGGCGGCAGCGCCGACUUCUCCCCCGCCGUCGACGGAUCUGACGAGUCGUCCCGUCCCUCCGAUCGUUCCUCCGCCAGCAGAUCUGAUAAGGGUGAUUUUAAUAAUGACACCAUAGGCUCUACCGCCAUCAACAAGCGAUCAAGAAAGAAAAAGACGUUUGCUGAACUUAGAGAGGAAGAGAAUUUGCUGCUGAAGGAAAGGAUACAUUUGAAGAAAGAGAUAUCAACUGUACGUGUCACACUUAACGAACAGAAAGCCAGAAGCGAGAAUUUUAAGAAAAUCAAGCUUGAUCCACACUUAGAUUCAGCAAUGAAAAUGGCUGCAAAUUCCGGCCAACCAACUUUCUCAGAAGCUUGUACUUUUGCUCAUCAAGUUCCAGUCUCGCCGACAAUAAUGCAUCAAGAUUUUCCACCUAUGGAUUCAUGUAAAGCAGAAAAGGAAGUCGAGACCACAGCAAGAUGUUUCGUUUUACCUGAUCUAAAUAUGAUGCCAUCCGAAGAGGAUUCUGGCUGUGAAACUAUUUACGGAUUGAGCUGAUGAAAAACACAAUGCCUUCUUUCGCCACACUCUGAAGCAAGUAGCUGUGAUUCACAAAGGCUUCUCGAUUCCUGAAUAUGCAUAUAGGAACUCCUAGUAAGAGUAAAUCUUUUCUUCUCCUGUAAGCAAGCUGCAGAUAAAAUGCUCCAAUUGCCAAUUCUUGAGAGGCAAAAGAAGCUGGGAAGGGUUGGAGAAAUUUCAGGGUAGUGUAGAAAGACCCUAGCAAGUUAGACAAUGUAGAAAAUUUUGAUGGUUUCUUUGUUCUUGAAAAUUCUUUCGGGGUAAGUGCUCAUUACUUCAUUCCGGGAAUAUAUCGAAGACAUAAAAGUGUCUUUUUGUUGUUCGUGCUAACAUAUAUUGUUCAACGUUAGUACCUUUUUGUACAUCAUAAAAUCUUGAUUUUCGCAA